GAGUCGAUGUUAGCCCUUUUCUUCCAUCAAUUUUCUCGCCACGUUCCAAGGAUGUUCUUGUCCCACUUGUUCAAAACCUAGAAAUAAAAUCCCAAGAAAAGUUCCAUCCUCAUCAUCAAGAAAAGCGCAGUUGAGAUCAUUAAUUUUGAUCCUUGUCCCGUGGGAAAUGGCGGCGAACCUGACAAUCGGUUCCUUGGACGGGAAUUCUGGCCGGGAGGUUCCGCAGCUGAGAGCUCACUAUCAUGACGGGCGGUGGGAGAAUUUCAAUGGCGGAGGUGGGUUGAGGGAGAUUCAAGAAGCUCAGUUAAUUUCGGUGUUUGAUCUUGGGAACAACAAUGGAGGUUGUACUAGUGGUAGUUAUCAUCUGAGUACUAUCAGAGAAGAAGUAGAGGAAAGCGUGUUUUCGUUUGAUUUCCAGGAGAGAGGGGAAGAUGUGGUGUAUGUGGCGGUGGGCGGGAACAAGCAGACAAGCAUGGAUGCCUUGAUCUGGACUCUCAACCAUGCUGUCCUUAACCCUUCUUCUACUCUUGUGUUUCUCAUUCGCGUCUUCCCAGAGACCAAGUUUAUUCCCUCCCCCUUGGGAAUGUUACCAGUAAGUCAAGUGAACCCUGAGCAGAAGGAGAUUUACAUGGCCCAAGAAAGACGGAAGAGGAGAGAGUUUCUACGCAAGUUCUUGAUCGUCUGUUCUGCUUCCCAGAUUAAAGCGGACACCAUAGUCAUAGAAAGUGACACGGAAGCAAAAGCUAUACUCGACCUCAUUCCCAUUCUCAACAUAAGAAAGCUGGUCUUAGGUGCCACCAAGUCCACCGUCAGGAGGAUAUUGAGGUCAAGUAGGAAAGGCAACGGGGUGGCUGAUGAGAUAGUGCAGAAUGCACCUGAGUUCUGUGAGGUUAAGAUUAUAUGUGAAGGAAAGGAGAUGUCCGAGGUGAUGGCGGAGUCUCGUUCCUCCUCCUCCACUCUCUCACUCCGGAUAACUCAUCAGACUGCUCCAGGAUCAGCCCAAGACCAAGAACAUGUGGACGAGUCGUAUUCUUGUGGGUGUUUUAAUUUCGUUUUGAUUGAUCAGUUGCAAAGUCAAGAGCACAAGCGGGGAUAGCUCAGUUGGGAGAGCGUCAGACUGAAGAUCUGAAGGUCGCGUGUUCGAUCCACGCUCACCGCAAUCAUUUUUGUAUUUACUGCCACUGUAAAACUAUGUAGAGCAGUAUGUACGGUUAGGAUUCGAUCUCUUAGUAAAUGAUUUCUGGGUUUUGUAGAUCAACUGGUGUAAACAUUAUAGGCUAAUUCAUAAAAACAUUGGACUAGCUAGGUUUCUGUUGAUUUGCUCUGUACCAUAUUUUUAUGUUCUUGCAUCCGUACAUUGGUAA
Molecule: messenger RNA, 1364 nt
Organism: Sesamum indicum (sesame)
Lineage: Eukaryota; Viridiplantae; Streptophyta; Magnoliopsida; Lamiales; Pedaliaceae
Source: RefSeq, a predicted model, not a curated record